Messenger RNA from Diabrotica virgifera virgifera (western corn rootworm), 12672 nucleotides. Its product is annotated as protein cueball. The coding region runs from base 120 to 1841 and encodes 573 amino acids. Lineage: Eukaryota; Metazoa; Arthropoda; Insecta; Coleoptera; Chrysomelidae. The transcript has 6 exons. The record is from RefSeq and is a predicted model, not a curated record.
GAAUUUCACCGAAAAUUGGCAGCUUUUGCUCGGAGUUAGCCGUGCGGAUUGAUGUGCCUUUAAAAUAAAUUCUUGUCGGUCUUCUUUAUAACUAAGAUUUAUCAAAAAGCUCAACGAAUAUGUUAAAACACUUAAGUUUUGUAUUGUUUAUUGUGGGCAUAUACCAUACCCAAUGUCAAAAAUUGGACUGGGAUUUGGCAGUAGUUGUACGUAACGAAAUACAAUUACUAUCUUCAACUGGAUCCGUUUUAGAAUCUAGAAAACCGUUUUCUGCGUUAAGGGCAAUUACGUACGAUGGUAUCAGGGAUCAGUUCGUUGUCAGCGACACUGACAGAAACAACGACACAAUUUUUACUGUCCGCCUAUCCAAAGAGACUGCUACCGAACCAAUAAUAACAAGUCCUCCCGGUGACGUACAGGGGCUCGCAAUUGAUCCUGUAGAAGAUGUUUUAUAUUGGACAAAAGCUCUCGAGAAUACAAUAGGCUAUGUGAGAUUGAACAGCUCCGAGCACAUUCCUGAAGAUUUUAUUACUUUUACAGAUACAGCCCCCCAUGCUAUUGCCAUUGAUGUUUGCAAUCGGUACAUUUAUUAUACAACAAAUCCCUCACGCAACAAGCCGACUAUCGAAAGAAGAAAAUUAGAUAGCACAGAACACCAAAUUUUAGUUAAUGACACGAUUUGGACUCCGGUAGGUUUAGCGAUCGACUACAAAAAUCAACGACUAUAUUGGGCAGACAGUAGAAUCGGAUCAUCAACUGGCAGGAUCGAAAGCAUCAGUCUUGAUGGAACAGACAGAAGACUGUUUAUGGAAAGAAACUCAGUGCAGCCUUUCGGAUUAGCUGUAGAUGAAGAAGCCGUUUAUUGGACUGAUACUAACAAUAAUGCUUUAUACAAACUAUUAAAAACCGAAACAGAUCCGUCUACGACCCCUGAUAAAAUUGCGACUUUUCAUGAUACGCCUAUGGGUUUAGUAGCGAAUUUUGUUAUGAACGACUGUAAAGGACUUCCAGACGCCAUCAAGGAAUAUCAACAACACCAAAUGCAAUCAAACCAAAGUAAGGAAUAUGAUGAUACAGAAGAAGUCUUCCAGUGUUUCAACAGCGGUGUCCUAAAAAACAACACGUGUCAUUGCAAACGUGGCUUUAGAGGAAAAUUGUGCGAGAUAUCUGUUUGCAGCAACGAUUACUGCUUGAAUGGAGAUUGCUACCUAUCGUCAUCUGGGAAACCAACAUGUAAUUGCAAUAAAGGUUUUAUUGGUGACAGGUGUCAAAAGAAUAAAUGCGAUACGUAUUGCUUGAAUUCAGGAGAAUGUAUUAUCACGUCGUCCAUGAACACACCCACGUGUAGUUGUCUUCAAGGAUUCAUUGGGAACAGAUGCGAAUACAAUGAAGAAAUUUGUGAUUUGUACUGCAAUAACCAAAAAGACAGCGGAUUUCCAGAUGAAUUUGAAAUAAUGUGCAGGUGCAGUUAUAAUUACUCAGACCGAAACCACAGCUCUCCGCUCCAAUCUUCAUUACAAAGCCAAACAGAUAUCCUUUCCAAAUUUCAGGAUCCUGUGGUGUACUUGACAGUCAUCAUUUUAGUUUGUGUGGUGGUUAUCAUUGGCAUGUUAAUCUACAUCCACAUUGUUCAGAAGAAGCGUCCUCGAAUUCAGAAGCGAAUCAUCGUCAGCAAAAACGUCACGCCUCUGACAUAUCGACCACAGCCGAAUACAGAACAGUGCGAGAUCACGAUCGAGAACUGUUGCAACAUGAACAUUUGUGAAACGCCAUGUUUCGAGCCGACAGGCGAGGACAAGAAGAAACUUCUAAUGAACAUGGAAGGCGAAGAUCUUUACUAAGAUUUUCCGAUCUAAAAUCGGCUGUGACUGUAUAAAGUAUUAAAACAAUUGUUAAGUUUUUAAUAUUUAUAUUUAUAAAGACUGUGUUUACCAGUCCUUCUAUUACAGCUAUUGGAGAGUUUUACACAAACAUUAUAAAUGAGACUGAGCGGUUCGUAACACUUAUCAUUCCCCAUGGCACGACUUUUGAGGAUAUACAAAUGUAGAAAUUUGGUCUGAGUUGUUAGUAGGAAUAUAACCAAAUAAGAAUAUUGGAUAAAUACUUAAUUUUUCAAUCGAAGAGAUCAGAGAAGAUCUUGUCUUAAUUUUAAACAAAUGAUUAGGCAUAACAAAAUUUUUUACCGUAAACUGGUAUAAUAAUAUUGUUGGUUACAUGCAUAUAGUUUCCUUAUUACGGCUAAAGUUGUUAUUUGUGACAGAUUUUUUUUGUUAAAUACGUAUGGCUUUUAUAUAUUACUAAAAUUUCAUCUUUCUCGUCGAAAUGUAUUAAAAAAUUAACGUAUUGUUACGUUUUUCAAAACCUCCUUUUUGUUGCGCUGAAACAGUUACAAACAACGCAUCAGUGUAAAUUGUGAACUAAUGCGCCGAUUGCUCUCAAAAUUUUGACAGCUGACGUUUGAAGGCUGACACCAAUUGAUGAGGUUCCAUCUAUAUGUCACGACCGUGACUUUUUCAGUGCUGGACAAUAACUCAGGAGUUGAGAUGAAGAAAGGAUUAUAUGGCAUUUGUUGCAGAGAACCAGAGGCCCCCUCAGCGUGAGGCUUGCGGAGGGCCACAAUCGAGCAAGGGCCCCAUCUUGUCGUCUGAUAUUAUGUAAGUAGGUAAUAUGAUUUUACUUUGUGUGUUUAAAUUUAAAAACGUAAAUUUCUAAAUCGACCUAUGCGGCAAGUGAAUCAUCUCAUAUCGAGAAACUUAAUCGUUUCCGGUCUCACGAAAUUUUAUGGGUGACGACAAUAAACUAUAAUGCUUUGUACGUGACUAUUAAAAGAUUUGAGAAUUGUAAUUUGCCGAAUUUUAGAAAAAUAUUUCUAAAUCUAGAAAUGGGUUUUCUCUUUAAUCUUUACCUACGUUUAGUAUUUCGAUACAAUUAUAAGAGAACCGUUAUCUAUAGAGAGAUAAUCGCAGGAUAACUAUACUAAUUACUAUUCAGUCCACCUAAAUGAAAGUUAUUCCACUGUUACCACGUAAAAGAUCCUCAAGUACACGUGUAAAUUCAGGGCCGCACGUGUAGUGAUGUACCUAGAGGCACACCAGACUUAAUGGAUCACAUUCAGGAAAUCUCUUUUAAAAGCAAAUUGGCGAAUUGAAGAUUUUUUAUUUCAUAUACCAACAGCAUGCCAUACUAUAUAAAGAAAGGUGACCAAACAAUAUUUCUUUCAUCUACAAAUUUUUCAAUUGUGUGAGAAUUAUACUACAUCCUUUUCAGAAACGUUUAUUUGUAUCCAAUAAGUUGUUUGAAAUAGCAUAUUUUUGCCGACAAUAUUAUUAUACAAUAUAGAAUGGUCACUAUUAGUAUCUGCUUAUUUAUUAUAAACCGGGAGUGACAUAAUUUCCUGAAACAAUUCACCACCAACACAAUUUUCAAAUUCGAUACAAAAAAAAUCAUUCUUCAAUGAUGAUUCAAAUAUUCCUUUUUUUAACUAUUCCACAUUUAACAGCUUUUAAAAACUAUUUCUCUACUAUAUCUGACAAAAAAGUUGUAGAUUCAUUGUUCAACCAACUGUAGACUUGAUAAUCAAAAAUAUUAGAAUAAUUUGGUUGAAUUUGCGGUAGCUAUCGUUCGAGUUAAACGACCUGAUAAUGGAAAGUUGAAUUUUUUUUCGGUGAAAAAUACUAUAUACAUACAUAUAGAUAUAGGAACAAGGCUAUCCAUUUUCUAAACGCAAAAAAGUCACUUCCAGUUUAUAGUAUUUAAAGAAUAUUUAUUACUUAAAACAACUUUUUUGUGUUUUCUGUUUAUUUUUUAAUUAUUUAUAAUAUCUUUCUAUGUUCAUGCAAAUCUGUUCUUGUUUUGGCAUAUCAUAACGAUAUUUUUUACCCUUUAUAAGGCAGCACUUAAUAUUUUUGUACAUUCAGAGUACUCUAACAACACGUUUUCUUAUCUGUAAAUGCUCUAAAAAAUAUAUAGAGUGGUUUCCAUUGUAACCACUGCUUAUUAUCAUGGAUAUAUACAGCGAUGAGCGCGCUAAUAACCGGCAAAAUAACGCAAAAGAUGGAAAAUAUAAUACACUGUGAAGUAAACAGAGAUGAAAGGUGGUAGAGGUGGAAAUUAUCGAUAUAAACGUAAAAAUUAACAUUACAUUAUAUAGUUUCCCACCUUUAGACAUAUCGAAGGAGUAUAACAACUGCCACUGUGACAGGAGAGUUUUAUAAAAUACUCCUGUCACAAACGUCUAAAGGAGGGAAACUAUGUAAUGAAAUGUUAGCGUUUAUAUCGAUAAUUUCCACAUCUACUAGUUUCAUCUCUUUUUAUUUCAAAAUAUAAUAUGUUUUCGAAUUUUUGCGUUAUUUUACCGGUUAUUAGCGCGCCCAAUCACUGUAUAAUGGUUCCAAUAGAGAUCACAUAUUAUUUUAAACGUUUAUUGAAAUCUGUGUAAACUUUAAGAAAGAGAAGUGGUAAUCUCUAUUAGUGAAUCAAAACAUUUUAGAUAAUAUAUUUAAUACCAAUUUGAUCUGUUUGAACCGAUUUUUUUUCCUACAAUUCUACAAUUUUUUUUUUAAAUUCUCAAGAUGUUUUCAAGUUUCUUUUUCUUCUCCAUGAUAUUUCUAAUACUUUAGUUUAUUUAUCAUAGUAUUCCAUCUUUUCGGUCAGAAAAAUUCUCAUCGAGAAUUUCAUGCCUCAUAGUUUUUAAAAGAUAGCAAUCCUAUGCACAGUAGGAGCGAGUAGUGGUUAACUAUGAUACCACUUGUAUUGCCGUACGCAGGAGUCAGGAGAUUAUUAGAGAAACAAAUGAAAAUGUAUGGUUGAUAGUGCCAAAUUAAAACAUAUUUACGUGAGCUUUAAUAGCAAAUGGUUAACAUAGCGACCACUGCCGUAUCCCCGUCAGACCCGAGCCUAUGCCAAAUUAGUGAGUGUUAUUUUAUGAAUUUCUGAUCUGAAUAAUUUCUAAAUAUGUUAUCGAAACAAGGUUUGCCAUGUUUUUUUUUUCUUAGAAGUAAAAAAAAUAUGUACACAUAUGUGACCGUUAGGUUCAUUUAAUAUGUGUACAUUUUGAUCGUCAUCGUAUUAAAGGUAACAAAAAGAAAUAUUUUUCGCGAAAUAAUGUUUUUUCUAGAAUAAGUAAUAGAAAAAAGCUUAUCGUCUAUAUAUUGAAACCAAAAGAAGAAUUAUUUCGGAUAAAAAUUUCAGAAAUGUGUACAAUAAACUAUGGCAUUAAAACCUAAUGUACACAUCUGUGGACAAAUGUUUUUGAUGACUGAUAACUUAACAGAAAAUAAAAAUUAAAUAAAAUUAUACAAUAUAUCUUGUAAAUUAAUGCUUAGAAAAAGAUAUUACCAGAUCUAUUUUUUUCGAUGACUGACUUAACAAUAAAUUGAAUAAGAUUUAUCUCGUGAAGUAUCCAAUUGUUUAAUUCCCUGGUGACCAAGGAGAAGACUGGACUGAGUAGACAUAUGAGAAGCAGAAACUUAAGCCAAAAAACAAAAAUAACCAUAUACAAAACCCUUAUACAACCAGUGUUGACAUAUGGAUCGGAGACAUGGACCAUAUCCAAGGCAGAUGAAAACCUUCUGCUUAUAUUUGAACGAAGGAUCCUGAGAGGAAUAUUCGGUGGCAUCUGUGAAAAUGGUAUUUGGAGGAGGAGGUACAACUACGAGGUAUACCACAGAUAUAAACAUAUAUUUGGUGGUACAAACGUAGUAUCUCUUAUAAGAAUAGAAAGACUAAGAUGGGCAGGACAUCUAGCAAGAUCCCAGCAGAACAACCCUCCUAGAAGAAUCUUUAUGUCACAACCUGUGGGAUAGGCCAAAACUCAGAUGGAAGGAUGGUGUUGAUGAGGAUGGGAGAAAAAUAGGCGCAGCAAACAGGAAACGGUUGGCAAUGGAUAGGACUGACUGGCGUAAUAGACUUGGGAAGGUCGAGGCUCUUUCAUAGGGCUGUAGCACCAUUGAUGAUGAUGAUCCAAUUGUUUAGCGUCCUCACAAUAAAAGCUUUUCAGUUCAACUAAUUGUUAAGUACUGCUAUAAUAGAGAAAUAGGCAUGUGCUUCAAGAAACAAUAUGUGGCGCCAAAUUCAAAUUAAGAAACGUACUCUGAAAAAUGUGGACUUUGAUUAAUUUGUCCACAUAUGUAUACGCGUGGCCUGACGAGGAUAUAAGGGGUUGGAAAAUCGUUUCAUCAACUAAUACUUGGAUUUCUAGUUCAACAUAACAAUACCUUUAAAAGACGUGACAUAAAUAGUAAUUUUAAUAAAUACUGAAUAAUUUAAACAAAAUUCUGUUAUGUACAAAUGAUAGGUAUUUAAUUAGCUUUUUUGGAAUUUUUUAUUUGCAUGAACGUAGAUAUAUUUUUAAACUGUUGUACUUAAGUGGUACUUAUUGGUUUAUAAGGUGUUGGCUUUGUACUUUGUAAAGUGAUCAGAAAUCAUGACAUUGUUGUACUCGCUUGAAGUCACAAAUCUACUUAAAAUUGUGCAGAAUAAUAAUCUAAUACUUAUUUUUUAAAAAUUUUGUUGCUUCUCCUCAACUUUUUUCAAAAGAAAUUGCUCUUAAAUACUAAUCAAUCAAUGUAAUAAUUAAAUUAUUUAUUUAUUAUGUACCAAAUACAAUGUGACGUGAAUCUGUCUUUAAGUCAUUAGUCAGCUGUCAUUUAUCUGAUCUGCACUAGAUCUUAUCAAAAUCGUAACCGUCAUCAACACGCCUAACUUCACACGCAACUUUGAUACGAGAAUUAUAAAAAAAUAUGCAUUGAAAUCCAGAUCUCGUAAUUUUUUGAGCAUUAUAAAAUGAGUACAAAGACAUACAGUCGGAAAAAUGAAAGAUUACCCAUGAACGAUCAUAUCAAUCACAUAUUAUUUAGAUUAUUAAUAAUAUCUCUAUCUCGUUUUGCUAUUUAUGAAAAGAGACAGCAAAUACAAAAUAUGUGAUUGAUGUGAUCGUUCAUGGGUAAUCUUUCAUUUUUCGGACUGUACAUAAAUUUUGUUUUGUAAUUCCACCUUAAAUUUACCGUGCACAUCUCGCAGACCAUUACCGAUAAGGUAUAGUUGUCACAAUUUUGGGCCGCGCCCGCACUAUAUCUAGAAUCUUGAUGGUAGGUACUGGUACCAAUCUUGUUAUCUUGAUGGUACCGAUGCUUGACAUUCCUUGGUUUGACAACAUGUCCAAGUAGAUUUUCGGGACUUGGCUGUCAGUUGGGGUUUAAAAGUUUCACUUUAAUGUUUAAUUAAAGUGGAACUUUACAUUUCAACUAAAUUUUAAACUCCAAAUGUCAGCCAUGUCGCAAAAAUCUACUUGGCAUCUUGUUAACCCACAGAAUACAGCAUUGGUAUCAAAAUAGAUGACAUGUAUCAAAAGCAAAAUAAGAAAAAUUUUGAUUUUUCUGUUUUAAACGAAAGUUUUGAUUUGCAGGAAAAACGUUCGUGGGUUUUUGUAUGACCAGUACUUUUUGCUCACAAUGACCCCUUACUAUGCUUAUGACAUAAUAUGUCAUAAGCAUAGUAAGGGGCCAUUUUGGUAAGAUAUAUAGCCACUAAUGGUAAGAUAUAUUAUAUCACUCAAUCAUAAAAAAAACUAUGAAUAAAUGGGUAUCAAUGACGUGUGACGUGUGAAAUGAAUGUGUCAUUUCUAAAUACAUAUUUCAAAUUUGCUGUUUUCUGAUUUUCUCCUUUUUAUUUGGCCGUAAAAUUUGUUAAUGUAAGUCUUAAAAAAAUAAUUUCAUUAUAUACAUGUCAUAUAUAUAUCACUGCUGUACACUACUUUCCUGCCUUUGUCAAUCUCAUCAAUAAAUUCUGAUUGUGCCUCUUGGUUGCGGCAUGAUCAAGUAUGGAACAUAUAUGACAGAUGACAAAUUUGACAGCAUUAUUGACAGUAUAAUUUUAUUGACAACUGACUAAAUAAGUAUGCGUGUAAGGCAGGUUUACGUAUUAUAAAACAAACUAGCUAGUAACAAAUACUAUAGACUGUAAUAUAUACAACUAGUGACAUUUCCCAUUAAUUUUGAGGAAGCAAAAAAAUAGCGCCAUCUCGCGGCAUGAGUAGGAUAACCAGAGCAAUCUAACCUUACAUUUGUAAAAUUGCUUUAUUAUUGUUUUUUUGUAUAAGUGUUUGAACUAUUUUUAUUUUAAUUUAAUUUAGCAAAAUUAGCUCGCUAUUCAAAAAUUUAUAAAAUUAAAUUUGAAUGUUUACGUCAAAUUUUACGUUGUCAAAACGUAGUUCAACUCAAGCCGACUGAGGCGCUAGUGGCAACGUGCUUCCAUAUUUCUGUGGGAGUUGGAUGUAUUACAGUCAAUAGUAUUUGCUAUUAAUCACCCAACACAUUUAAACUUGUGUAGGGCUUUUCAUCGAUUGUCAUUUGUUUCGAGCUUCUGUCAUAUUUCGUAUAAUCCGUUUAUAUUAAUAUUAUCCACGGAUUAUAUACAACAUAUGACAGAAGCUCGAAACAAAUGACUGUUGUUGAAAAGCCCUAUUGAAAGCUAAAGCCAAAGUUGCAGUGACAAGUUUGUCUGCCAACAUCCGACUGCUUGUUUAUUUUAUUUUGUUUCUUGCCCCAUGGUUAGACAUUUUAAAAAGCAUUUAUGCAUAUAUUUAUAUUUCCUAUAAAAUGACUCACUGCCGUUUCUAAAAUGAACAAUAAAAUGUCUAACCUGGACGUGCUGCUUAGUACAGUCUCCAAAAGCCAGUUAAAAUAAUCUUUUUGUUUCUUUACAGAAUGAAGUAGAUUUUAUUUAAAAAGUAGUAGGUCAGAUGGAUUUUUGUCACAGUAUAAUGUUGGUUUUUUAGUAUUAGUCCAAGAGGCAGCGCUGAAAAACUAUUUGAAUUUACUAAAGCUAGAUUUUUCACAGUUGAUUACUGUGAUUGUGUAGAGAAAUAUACUGCGGUCGGUCAGGCGAAACGUAGAACAGGGGUUACUGAGAGGAUACAGUUGGAAAAAUAAAAGAAUACCCAUGAACGAACAUAUAAAACACGCUGUAUUUUCCUGUCACCGUGUCACACAAAAAAUUGGCCAGCGAAAGUACAUGUAAUAAUUAUUGUUACAUGUACUUGCACUGGACAAUUUCCUUUGUGAUACAGUGACAGGAAAAUACAGCGUGUUUUAUAUGUUCGUUCAUGGGUAUUCUUUCAUUUUUCCGACUGUAUCAAAGUUGCUUUCCUACGAAGGUAAUUAAGUCCAUUUACUAAUGCUGAAAAUCAGUACACACAUUCUAAAUUGAAUAUAAAUAAAAGUUAUUAUAGUCGGUCAGCUGUAUGACGGGACAGAGCCGGUCAGUCGACCCCAGUGAAUGUACAGGGUUAUUCACUAUAUUUUGAUCCCCUUGUAAACUGCUUUAUUUACAGAAUUAGAAAAAAUGUAAAAAUUCGAUUUCUAAAUUAUGAUUUUUUGACAUAUAUAUCGUACUAGUGACGUCAUCCAUCUGGGCGUGAUGACGUAAUAGACUAUUUUUUUAAAUGAGAAUAGGGGUCGUGUGCUAGCUCAUUUGAAAGGUUAUUCAAUUUUCUGUACAGUACUAUAAACAUUAACAUGAUUAGGUAAUUAUACAGGGUGUCCAAAAAAAUUUUUUAAUUAAAUUAAUUGUUUAAUUAAUAAUUCAAUUUUUUUACACCCUGUAUAAAUAAUGAUCUUAAUGUUUAUGGUACUGUAUAGAAAAUUGAAUAACCUUUCAAAUGAGCUAGCACACGACCCCUAUUCUCAUUUAAAAAAAUAGUCGAUUACGUCAUCACGCCCAGAUGGAUGACGUCACUAGUACGAUAUAUAUGUCAAAAAAUCAUUACUAAAAAAUCGAAUAACUUGUAUUUUACAUUUUUUUCUAAUUCUGUAAAUAAAGCAGUUUACAAGGGGGUCAAAAUAUAGUGAAUAACCCUGUACAUUCACUUGAGCCGACCGACCGGCUCUGUCCCGUCAUACAGCUGACCGACUAUAAUAACUUCUAUUUAUAUUCAAUAUGGAAUGUGUGUACUGAUUUUCAGCCUUAGUAAAUGGAUUUAAUUACCUUCGUAGGAAAGCAAGUUUGAUAUCCUCUCAGUAACCCCUGUUCUACGUUUCGCUUGACCGACCGCAGUAUGUUUCUCUACACACUCACAGUAAUCAACUGUGAAAAAUUUAGCUUUAGUAAAUUCAAAGAGAUUUUUUAGCGCUGCCUUUCCGUCUAUAUGUUCAGACCAGGUUGAGAGUAAAAAUACUAUCGAGAGGAUUAUGUAAGAUUCCUUGUUCCCGGUAAAGGAGAGGGCCGUGCAUACAACAGUUUUUUUAAAGAAACUAUCUUCAGGCAUCUUUUGUUCUGCAAAGUGGUUUCUAAAAAGUCUAAAAUCUUUAUAUCGUUUCAUUUUUAUUGUUUUAAUAGAGCCAUUGAAAGAAAUUCACGAAAUCAAGCAAUCUUGACGUAUUCAAGACAACGAAAAAGGAGCAAUAAGACAUUAUGAAAGUUCAAGGAUAAACUAACUUAACCAUCUUUCGAGUUUUGUCUGUGCUGUUUUUUGACUACCAAUAUGCAAUAUCUUAAUGCUUUGUUAUACUUUUGUAGAGAGCUUCGUCAAAAGCAGGCGUUGGGUGUUACUCACGGUAACUCGAGUACUCAAUUUAACUAGAGACAAGAGUCAGGGAACAUAUUCACGCACAAAACAACAAUGAAGCUAUUCUCCGUUUCAAACGUUAGAAUCAGUAUGGCUGUAUAUUGCAAGCGGGUUUGCCAUUCUGUGAAUUAUCAUAAAUAAAUCCUCCUUUAGUAAUCUGCAGCAGUUAACAGCUAAUCCUCUACAAGUACCUGCCUAAUAUUACCUGAAGAGCGGCAACUUUGUCAGAAAAUUCUCAUUUAGUUCGCAUGAGUCUAUCCUUGUAUACUGAAUAGCAUGUUUGAAAUACGGUAUAGUUCUUAGAGGUGAAAACACAUCAGCGUACCUUAGGUGGUUCAAGCGUUGUCCACAAAAGUUUAUACCUUUUUCUUCCUAUUCUAACCUUUUAAAAAUAUCUGCCAGAGCCUGAUUGAAAAGUUUCGGUGAUAUUAUGAUUGAAUGGGAUACUAAAAGUAGCAUUUCUCUCUGCUUAUAUUCUUCGAAUGUCCAGAAUCAGCAUUAAAAUUGUGUAGGAGAAACUAUUAGACUUGAAGUUUUCACUUGCACUUCCGAGAAGACAAAAUAAGAUUUUAUAUGUUUCUCCUUAUUUACUAGUCUCAUCAUUGCUAAUAGGAUGUAGGGAGAAAAUUAUACACAUAUUUUUUAUCACCCUUAGCUUCUUAUGUUUCAUAUACCUUCAUCAAUCAGCCAAUCGCGUCCACUGCUGGACAUAGACCUCCCUCAGUUCUUUCCAGUGUUCUUUACACUGACUGGACCGCUCGUAGCCAGUUUCCCGGUACUCUUUAUGUCGUUUAAUAGUUUCUGGGCCUCCAUUCAAUGAUUCGUCGUGUCCACCGUCCAUAUACCUUAAACCUUCAUAUAAAAGUGAAUAUUGUCGGCAAUUAAGCUUAAGUUUCGUUUCAAUAUUUUGAAAUACAAUUUUUACUGACAAUCUGUUAACAUUUCAGUUUCUGCGUCUAAGGUCCGGUUGUUCGAACGCUAAUCAACAAUAAUCACUAUCAAAUAUUUAAUUACUGUCACCAACUGUCAAUGUCAACUUUGUUUGGGUUGCUGAAAACAUAAUUAUGGAUUACAAUUAUUAUGAGAUUAGUUAAUCAAUUAACAUAACAAUUAUUAACAUAAUUGAUUAACUAAUUUCAUAAUUGUAAUCCAUAAUUAUAUUUUCAGCAACCCAAAUAAAGUUGACAUUGACAGUUGGUGACAGAAAUUAAAUAUUUGAUGAUGAUCAUUUUUGAUUAGCGUUCGAACAACCGGCCCUAAAUGUUACUUCUGGUGAUGAAAAUUUGUUCGAUUCAUAAAGUUUUGUCUUCUUCUUGUAGUGCCUAUUCGUUUCGGAUGUUGGCGACCAUCAUGGCAAUCUGUUAUUCGCACACUGCUGCUCUAAAAAGAGCAAAAAGUUUUGUAUAUUGUUGUCCCCUCUUAUUUUUCGACUGUAUUCAUUUCUUAAUUAAUUUGUUUGUAUGAAAGGUUUAAUCUUUUAGUAUCUCAAUUUUAUUUUGAGAUUGUAAUUGUGUUUUCCAGACCAAUAGUCUUUAAUUUGUGACAUCACAAAGCUUCAUGUCAAGAUAAUUCAAGAAUAACAUUCGUUUUAAUGUUUUUUAUAUUGUGGCCUAUUUACGAUUUUUUGCAAAAAAGAAUUUUUAAAUUAAUUUAUUCAAAAUUUUAACUGGCUAAGAUGAUUUUAAUAAUUUUGCAGGACACUUGCAGUGUUGUAUUCUUAUGUUGUUUAUCAUAAAUAAUUUUUUAUUUCGGAUGAUUUAAAACGUUUAAUUUGAAUAAAACAGUUCAGACUUGCAUUUGAAUACAUCUCUGCAAACGUUUCCUGGGCCUUUACCAAUGUGAAGAAAUCUGUAGACUUUUUAAAACUGUAGUUGAAAUAUUGAGUUGUGAUCGUAGUGAAUUCUAUUCAAUGCUCCAAUUGCCAAUGAAUACUUGUUUUGUAAUUUUUGUGUAUUCGUUUUUGGUAUAUUGUGACUUUACUUACUUGUUUUUAGAGUAAGUUGUGGGUUGUAAUAUCCACAUCAGAAAUGUGAUAUUAUAAUCUAAGUAGUGCGAAUUAAUAAUUUUGUAUCAAAAAUUUGGAAACAAAUAAAAUUAAUUUAUUAGUA